AUGGCAGUUUUCAACAUCAAUCGAGAGGGAGUGACGGCUGCCGCCUUGCUCGCCCUUGUCGGCAUAGCGCAAGCCACCAUCGCCGCUGAUCCAUCGUCAUGCGGCGGCGCGCCCAUCACUAGCAUCGAGCAACUCAACAAGACUGUCCACGGUCGCGUAUUCUCCAACACGCCAUUUGCCCUGCCAUGCUUCUCGAGCUACAAUGGCAAUGCUGUGACUCCCGAUCCCAAGGCAUGUGCUCUUGCACAAGCCAACUACGCCUCUCUAGGAUACCGGUCGCCGAUCCCGGGAUCGUACCAGAACGGCCAGGGCGGCAUGUGCAACGCCGACCCGGCAGACCAAUGCGAAUUGGACCGCAGCAAUCCCUACAACCCACAGCCUUUUGCCAACGGCACCGACUGUCGCCAGGGCAGUGUAGCUACGCACUAUCUGCAAGUCGAGGAACCCUCCGAUGUUCAAGCUGCCUUUAACUACGCCAAGGCGACCGGCCGAAAGCUCACCGUCAAGAACAGCGGGCAUGAUUACACCCUGCGAAACUCUUGGAAGGGAUCUCUGGCAAUUUGGACGCGCAAGCUGACGAAGCUGGAGUAUCACUCCGAAUUUACACCCGAAGGCUCCCAUAAUACGAGACAGCGAGGCGUCAAGGCCAUCACUACUGGCGCUGGUGCCAACUGCGGCGAUGCAUACGCCUUUGCAGAGGCAAACAAUGUCACCAUCAUCUGCGGGUACAGCAAAACUGUGGGAAUAUCUGGCGGCUGGGUGCAGGGCGGAGGGCACUCUGUACUUUCCCCCGUCUAUGGCCUCGGUAUGGACCGUGUUCUUCAGUUCAAAGUGGUUACGCCGGACGGCAAAUACCGCACUGCCAAUGCUCACCAGAACCCAGACUUGUUCUGGGCGCUUCGCGGUGGUGGUGGCAGCACAUUUGGUGUGGUCAUGGAGAGCACGCAUGCUGUGGAAGACAACUUCCCACUCAUUGUUGCCAAUCUGACUCUGCCGACGACCGACAGUGGCCCGAUUGUCGAUACGAUGAAGCUGUUGAUCGACAAUGCUGUCCGAUGGGGCGACUUGGGCUGGGGUGGUCAGAUCAUGCACAACCAGUUCAUCUAUGUCAACCCCAAACUGAGCCUCGCCGAGGCCAAGGAGUCCAUGAAGCCUGUGUCUGAUUUUAUCCUGUCGCAGGGCGGAUCCGUAUUUUUUGAAGAAAUGACUUCUUUCCAUGACUUUGUGCACACGUACAUCUCACGAUAUUUUGCUUCGGCAGGCGGCAUCCUUUUCCCAGCCAGCCGCCUCAUCUCCCGCAUGACUAUGAACUCGGAAGAUGGCCGUGCCAAGCUCAUGGAAGUCGUCAAGGAUCAUGCUGCACAUGGCGGCCGAAUGUACGGCUCCGUUGAUGUACCUACCAUCUUCAAACACCAAGCCAACUCUACCUCUGGCACACCAGGAUGGUACAAGUCGAUUUGGCACUUCCAUCCUACGGUAACCUGGACUUGGAACAGUACUCUCCCAGAACGUCAGAAGGCCGUGAAGCGACUUAAUACCCUGACGAAGAACCUUGAGGCUGUCUCACCUGAUACUGGCAGCUAUCUCAACGAGGCUAACCCGUUCACGGCCAACUGGAAAGAAGCAUACUGGGGCAUGGGGAAUUACAAUAGAUUGCUUGCGAUUAAGAAGCAGGUCGAUCCCAGCAGAUUGCUGCUGUGUUGGCGAUGCAUUGGCUGGGAGGAGAGCGACGAGCAGAAUAACUGUCUCACAGCCCUCAGCAAUGUCAGAACUGAAUAA
Molecule: messenger RNA, 1779 nt
Organism: [Torrubiella] hemipterigena
Lineage: Eukaryota; Fungi; Ascomycota; Sordariomycetes; Hypocreales; Clavicipitaceae
Source: the annotation of a GenBank genome assembly